This is a messenger RNA of Fundulus heteroclitus (mummichog), 2044 nucleotides long. RefSeq lists its product as uncharacterized. The transcript is spliced from 4 exons. The record is from RefSeq and is a predicted model, not a curated record. Lineage: Eukaryota; Metazoa; Chordata; Actinopteri; Cyprinodontiformes; Fundulidae. Bases 368 to 1063 code for a protein of 231 amino acids.
AAAUAUAUUUUAAUUAAAUUAGUAAACUAUCUCAGAAUUGCCACCGAAUAAUACCAGAACAAGUCUCAACACAUUCACAUAAAAAUGUCUUCCAGGUUUUCAAUAUGGUUAUUCCAGGAGAAUUUGAUGUUUUCCCAAAGAGGAAAACAGACGAUUAAUUUCAUCAAUACUCCAGAAUACUGAUACCAAGCAGCUAGGAGGAGGAGAGCAGCUUCACUUCCUCCUUCUGAGACGAGCUCCGUAGUCGUGGUUCGUCAUCAGACGUAGCGUCAUCCCCAGAGAAAUAGGAAGUGAAGAGCACUUUGUGUCAGCUUCACAGCAGAGGAGCUUCCUGACAGUGGCUCCACUGCUACAUGUAGGCCUGCUGAUGGACCUGCUGUGGAUGCUUCUGCUGCUGGUUCUGCUCCCUUCACAGGCUCAGAGGGUGGAGGAGGUCACAGCAGAGCUGGGUCAGGAUGUGACUUUAACCUGCUCCAUCAACCAUGGGGACAUCUACUGGUUCAUGGAGAUCCACAGCCAGUUCAAAAUAGGAAUUGGAAAUAUCUUUUCUUUGAAAUUUCCCAGCUACGACUCUCCUGACUUCAAUACCAAAUUUCUAAUAGCUGGAAAGACGCUAAAGAUUAAAAACGUCUCUGCAGAGGACAUCAGACGGUACUUCUGUGGGAGAAAGGAGGACGGCAGGACUGGUGACGUGGAGACCUUCAGGCUGAUAUCAGCUGGGGUUGCUCCAUCCACCCCAUCCAGCCCCAGCAGCCCCACCCUGUCCACCCUGUCCACCACAUCCAGAACCCCAGCAGACUGCCUCACAGAACCAGCCGUUGUGGGUUCCUUGGCCCUGAAUGCCGUCCUGAUUGUUUCUCUUCUUGGUCUGAUUGGUGCCUGCAUGAAGAGGAAAGGCUGCUGCUGCUGCUGCAGAGCCAAGGACUCUGCAGAAUACAGCCUAGACCACCAGGAGAUGCAGAAUCCACAGUACGAGGAGAUCCAGCUGCCUCCCACUCCGGUUUCUUCAGAGUGCAUUUACAGCAAAGCUCAGCAUCCUGGCCCUAUGAUGUCUCACUACUGACUCACACCUGGUAGACCACACCAACGUCGCUGGAGGUUCUGGAGAGAAGUCAACUUCAGAAGAAAAGCUCUUCUAAAUCUGAGGGAGCUCCAGGACUGCUGGACUGUGAAGAACCCUCAGAGACCUGCUGACCAUGUAGUUCAUGAAGCUGCAGAAGGUCCUGGUUGUAAAUGUGGACCUGUUUAAACUCAGACAUGAACUGUAGAGGGUCUAUCCAGACCUGGAGUCACACCAGGGAAGGAGUCUGGGAGCAGAAGAUGGUCUGAACUGCUGUAAACGUGGCCUGUUCUCCUGGAUCUCAGCUUGUUCUAGUUCUUGUUCCUCUACCUCUGAUCUGUUCUCUGACAUAAACGAUGAUAAAGAACCUGACGGUCCGAUUGUCUGCUGCAGUCUUAAUUCCUCGGUCCAUAUGAAGGACCUCAAAGUGACAAAAGUCCCAACAACAGGAAGUUGGUAGGUGGUUUGUUAAAGCAGAUCAGCCCCACCACCAGAACCACGUGGGUCUGCAGGUAUUUGUCAGCUUAGUUAACCACUUAUUAGGAUCUAAAUAAAACCCAACGAUGGUAAAGGUUGGUAUUACUCAUGUCUAGAACAUCUCUAAUGAGCAGAAGAACCUGUUCAGAAGAACCUGACCUUCUUGCUGCCAUCAUGUCUGUUGGUUCUAACUGGAGUCAAACAAAGAUCCGGAUCGCUGGAAGGAAAUCUGUGAUUCUUCCUGAUCCAAAGAAGUCCACCUGAAAACAGGUUUUGCAGAACUUCAACCUGAUCUCCUGCUAUGAUGAGAUGACCGCAGAUAGAACUUAGAGACUUAGACUUAGACGACUUUAUUCGUCAUUUUGUAUGCACAAAGUGCGUACAGAACAAUAUUUUGUUUGCAUACAGCUUAAAAAAUCAAAGUAAAUUGCAGCAAGUUUCAGGAUAAAGAUGCAGCAGCGAUUUAUGUAAACAAUUGAAAUGUAAACAAUGCAAGGGAAAUAGACA